UAAUCUUGUAUCUUGCAGUCAUCUGUCGCUGUUAAAUCAUAUUGUUGUGAUUCUGAUUCUACGUAUUUCAUAAAAUAAAUUACUUUCACACUUUUUAUAUUACUUAUGUAAAAAUACAUAUUUUAUGUAAUUAAUUAUGGCACGGGAUAGAAGUCCAGAGCGGAGGCGAUCACGCUCUAGAGAAAGACGAGAAAGAGAUCGUCACGACGAUCGUGAAUCUUACCGGGACAAAACCAAACGCCGAGAAAGAUCAAGAAGUCCACGGAAAGAGCGAGAUAGAUCUCGUAGCCCUCAGAGGAAGGAAAGAGAUCGUUCCAGAAGUCCUCGUAAAGACCGUGAUCGUUCAAAAAGUCCAUCGCGUCGAGAACGCGGGCGGUCUCGAAGUCCAAAGAAACGUGAUGGAAAAGAAAAAAAUGAAAAGGAAAAGCGAUACGAUGAUAAAGUCAAGGAUAAGAAAGAUGACGAUAAAAAACAUAGCGAAGAUAAGCCUGAGGUUGUAGAAGAAGAACCAAAACCUGUAAAAAAGGAACCAUUAUCUCUGGAAGAACUGCUUGCUAAAAAGAAAGCAGAAGAGGAGGCUAGAAGUAAACCUGUUUUUCUAACAAAAGAGCAGAGAGCUGCUUUAGCACUGCAAAGGAGACAUGAACAAGUGGAGGCUAUGAAAGCCAAUGUCGAAAGACCUACCAUUACUACGAUUGAUCUCACUGGGCCCUCGGUGCCUUCCAGAAGGGAGGAGGAUAGGAAGUAUAGGGAGGAAAGAGAAAAAGAACGUGAGAGGGAAAGAGAACGUAAAUAUGAGGAUAGAAAAAAUGCAUCUGAUAGAAGAGAUGACAAAAAAGAUAAAAAUGAUGAUGUAUCCAAAAAUAAAGAUAAGGAAAGAGAAGAAGAAGCUAUCAAGGCACGCUACUUAGGCAUAGUAAAAAAGAAGCGCAGAGUUCGAAGGCUUAAUGACAGAAAAUUUGUUUUUGACUGGGAUGCUUCAGAGGACACUUCAAAUGAUUACAAUGUUUUGUAUAAAGAAAGACAUCAAGUGCAAUUUUUUGGGCGUGGACAUAUUGCAGGAAUUGAUAUUAAAGCACAGAAAAAAGAUCAUAGUAAGUUCUAUGGAAACCUGUUGGAGAAACGCAGAACUGAAUUAGAGAAGGAACAAGAAAAGUUGAGAUUAAAGAAGGUUAAAAAGAAAGAAGACAAACAGAAGUGGGAUGACAGGCACUGGUCUGAAAAAGAUCACGAUGAAAUGACAGAGAGAGAUUGGCGCAUAUUCAGGGAGGAUUAUAACAUAACUAUUAAAGGUGGCAAAAUUCCUAAUCCUAUACGGUCUUGGAAGGAAGCAGGCUUCCAUCAAGAUAUAAUGGAAAUUAUUAAUAAAGUUGGAUACAAAAGUCCUACACCUAUUCAGAGACAAGCUAUCCCUAUCGGAUUACAAAACCGUGAUAUCAUUGGUGUUGCUGAAACAGGUUCUGGAAAAACACUUGCGUUCCUUAUACCCCUUCUCACUUGGAUACAAUCUUUACCAAAAAGUGAGCGAAUGGAAGAUGCUGAUCAAGGACCUUAUGCCAUUAUUUUAGCUCCAACUCGUGAGUUGGCUCAACAGAUUGAAGAAGAGACAAACAAAUUUGGCAUCCCACUUGGUAUUACAUCAGUGGUGGUUGUGGGUGGUUUAUCCCGAGAGGAACAAGGUUUCAAACUUAGAUUGGGUUGCGAAAUUGUAAUAGCCACACCAGGUCGUUUAAUUGAUGUAUUAGAGAAUAGGUACUUAGUUCUAAACCGUUGCACUUACGUUGUUCUUGAUGAAGCCGAUCGUAUGAUUGACAUGGGUUUUGAGCCAGAUGUGCAAAAGAUCUUAGAAUAUAUGCCUGUGUCUAAUAUCAAGCCCGAUACAGAUGCAGCUGAGGAUGCUGCAGUUCUACUGGCAAAUUAUAACACGAAAAAGAAGUAUAGACAAACUGUGAUGUUCACAGCAACUAUGCCUCCAGCAGUAGAACGUUUAGCAAGGAGUUAUUUGAGGAGACCAGCAAUUGUUUACAUUGGAUCAGUAGGCAAGCCAGUUGACAGAACUGAGCAGGUAGUAUUCAUGAUCGGCGAGAGUGAGAAGCGUAGGAAAUUAACAGAAAUACUACAGCGCGGAGUCGAACCGCCAAUCAUAAUAUUCGUUAACCAGAAAAAAGGUGCCGAUGUUCUUGCAAAAGGCCUCGAAAAGCUGGGAUUCAACGCCUGUACAUUGCAUGGUGGUAAAGGCCAAGAACAGCGUGACUUUGCAUUGGCUAGUCUUAAAAAUGGUUCCAAAGACAUACUGGUGGCAACAGAUGUUGCUGGUCGAGGUAUUGAUAUUAAAGACGUCAGUAUAGUAAUUAACUAUGAUAUGGCAAAAAGUAUUGAAGAUUAUACACAUCGUAUCGGUCGUACAGGACGUGCCGGCAAAACUGGUAAAGCGAUAUCUUUCGUGACUAAGGAAGACUCUGCUGUGUUCUAUGACCUAAAGCAAGUGUUGCUCUCCAGCUCGGUUUCCACUUGUCCUCCUGAAUUAAUGAACCAUCCAGAGGCUCAACACAAACCAGGGACUGUUGUCACUAAAAAGCGACGGGAGGAAAUGAUUUUCGCAUAAGUUG
Papilio machaon (common yellow swallowtail) is the source of this 2609-nucleotide messenger RNA. RefSeq names its product probable ATP-dependent RNA helicase DDX23. Gene Ontology annotation, biological process: mRNA splicing, via spliceosome. Gene Ontology annotation, molecular function: RNA binding; ATP binding; RNA helicase activity. Gene Ontology annotation, cellular component: catalytic step 2 spliceosome. NCBI's taxonomy places the organism in Eukaryota, Metazoa, Arthropoda, Insecta, Lepidoptera, Papilionidae. The record is from RefSeq and is a predicted model, not a curated record. The coding region runs from base 137 to 2605 and encodes 822 amino acids. The transcript has a single exon.